UCAAAAAUAAUUCAUAAGAAAAAAAAAAACGAAAUAAAAAAAAUCCCACUCCGUCUAGAAAAAGAGUUGAAGAAAAAAAUCGGUGUGGUUCUUCACAAAUUACUUUAAUUAAACAAUUGUUAUUAAAAAAUGAAAAUUAAACUUAAAAACUCUCUUUACAUAUUAAUUAAACCACAUUAACUUUGUAAGUUUUCGUAUUAUUCAUCAGACUAAUUCCAAGUUCCACCAAAAACAUAAAUAAAACAAUGGAAACACCAAAAAACACCAAUCAAUCUUCCCCGCCGCCACUAUUAACGCCAAAAUCAGCAAGCGGCCCACAACGCGUUAUAAAACAAAUUAUGGUCAUCGAUCCGACCAAACUCCGAUUAACUGGAUUGGAUGUUAAAAUGGCAGAAGCUUUAAAAAAGUCAAAACCAUCAAAAACACAAUCCAAAUCGAUCUCAAAAGAGAGUAAACUUGAAUUCGCUAAAAGCUUACUUAAUAAAAAGUUGAAAGAUGCUAUGAAAAAGAAAGAAUCCACAAAGGAUUCACAAUCAUCAACAUCGUCAUUGUCAUCAUCACAAACUAAUCCCAAAAACACUCUGAAUAAUAUUGAAAUGGCUGCUCAAAAGCUGUCAUCUAGCAAAUCGGAGAAGAAAGGUUCCCGAGGGAAACCGAAAAUAAGUGUUGCCACUUUAAAAUCUUUAAUGCCACCUCCAUCUUUGCCAACUUCGUCUCCCAAUCAAACGGUGGAGAUUAAAGUGCUGAAUUCAAAGCAAACUAAACAAUCAAUUGAAUUCAAAAUUGUUGAUUCUUCAAAAGAAAGUCCACAAAAGUUGGCUAAAUUCCCUAAAGCAUCUUUGAAAACCACAAAGACUCAAGUUAGUCAUGAGACUGCAGCGAUUACAUCAGAAAUCAAUUUUGAGGUAAGAAAGAAAACGAUUAUUGAAAAUAUUUCAGAUCCUAAGGUCUCUAUCUCGGAGUCUGGGAAACCAUCCGAGGCUCCAGUCGAAUGUGGAGAAGAGAACAAAGCUUCAUCUCCGAUUAAAGCCUCUUUCCAGGAAAAAGAGAUUUCAGAGCCAGUUCAUGGCGUUUCCCAGGUCAAUGAGGUUCCCCCGAUUUUGAAUGAACCCAUAGAAGUUGAAUAUGUGAAUCUAAAUCCAGAUUCUGUUGAACAAAAGGAUCAACUCUUGACGGCACAAGAAGUUGAAUAUUUGAAUUCAAAUUCUCUUGGACCUCAAGAGGAAUCGUUGAUUCCACAAAAAGUUGAAUAUUUGAAUUCAAAUUCUGUUGGACUUCAAGAGGAAUCGUUGAUCCCACAAAAAGUUGAAUAUUCUCUUAGACCUCCAGAGGAAUCCUUAAUCCCACAAGAAUCAAGUCUUGUCGAAAUGACACCAAUUCAUUCUGAAUCUCUUCCAUAUACUAAAUCAGAAUUACCUAUAAAAAGUGUUACCACAUCAACACCAAUUCGUCGAGUAUCCUUGGCUCAAGUUAUUGAAAGUAAAGUUUUAUCGCCAGAUGAAAAAAUUGACUUAAGUCUUCUAACAAAAAAACCACCAGUUGUUGGUUUAACAGUACCGAAAAAAAGAUAUAAACUGGAUCAAAAUUGGAUAACUCCAGAGCCAAAUCAAGAAGAAUCAACGAUUUAUUUAAAUUUGUCGCCAGUUACAAAGGGAAAACCGGUUGCUCCUGUGGUGGAACAACCACAGGUGGUAGAAGAAUCAGCUGUGGAUUUUAUCAAUAAUUUAUCAUUCUUUUUUGCUGAAAGUCAAAAAUCAAAAUCUAAUGCGCCGGCUUUGCCAGAUAGUUUGACAAAAGAAUGUAGUGAAGAUGCAACUAGUUUUUUGGUUUCGUUGUUUCAGAAGAAUCAAGGGAAUUCACUGGAAGUUCAAAAAUCGACAAAGGAAAAGGAUGAAGAUUCGGAAGCCUUGGAAUCAUCUUGUAUAACAAAUAAUGACCAAUCUUCUGAACAAGAAUCAAGCUUAAAGACUCCUUUGAAUACAACAACUAAAAUAGCGUCAAGCUUAAAAAAUCCUUUGGAUACAAUAAAUACUCCAAAGUCAAGCUCAAAAACUCCUAUGAAUACAACGGAUUCUCAAGUUCCAGAACUUGACAAAAAGGAUUUAUCAAACAAAGAAGAAAAUAAAACAGAGAAAGAGCAAAAAGUUGUUAAAACUCCUACUCAGUCAUUAAAUGAUUCUCAUGUUGCAACAAACUCAAAUACAGAGAAAAUAUCAAUUGAAGAUAUCAAAUCAAUAACUUCUAAUUUAGAAAAUGAAAAACAAUCUAUAGCGUCUAUUGAACCUAUAGAGCCUCCCAGUGAUCUCGUUAAAACUGAUUCAAAUACCACUCUUCUUGCAGAAAAAGAGGAAAGUAAACUCCCUAAUGUGUCUCUAAAUACAACUUUACCAAUCCCUUCUGCAACUGAAGAAAAAUCAACACCCAAAUCAUCACUUCCGUCGAUAAGUUCUCGCAGAAAGACCAACAAACCAAUUCCAGUGUUGAUACCAAAAUUAAAAAAAAGUCGUAAACCAUCAACUCUUGCUCAAAAACCUGAACCUGAAGAACCUAAAGAACUAUUAGUUCCGCAAAAAUCUAUAGAACAGCCAGUAAAUGAAUCACCAACUCAACCAGUACAAAAUAUAAAAGAAUUAAAUAAUGAUGUUGUUUCAAUAGAUUCAACGACUCCUCUUCAAAUCAAAGAAGAUCAACCUAAAAAGGAAGAACAAUCUUCUGACCAAAUAACACAAAUAACAUCACAAAAGUCUCCUCGAAAACGAAGAGAUACACCAAAAUCUGGAAUAUUUGAACCAACACCAGUUUCGACAUUACCUUCUCCUUUGACUUUAACUGAUUCUGUCGAAAUUUCCGAAGAACUUCCAUCAACUAGUAGUAGCAUAGGAAGACCACAACGGCAAAGAAAAAUCUCAUUAAAAUUGAUAGAAUCAUCUGAAUUUCUGCCAACAGUUACAUCUGCUUUUCAAGGAAUUGUUAAUAGUACAGUUGAUAAAGCUUUCAAGGAAAAAAAAGACUCACCUAGUACAAAUACAGAUAAACCACAACGUCAGAGAAAAGUUUCUUUUAAAUUAUUGGAAACAACUGAUCAACAUCAGGCUGAUAUAAAAUCAACUAACCAAGGGCAAGACAAUGUAAAGGAACAAAAAAGCACUGAAAAGGUUGAUUUAGCUUCUACAACAGGAAAGGUACAACGACGAAGAAGAACAAGUUCCAAGUUAUUGGAAACCACCCCUGAACCAACUACGACACUAAAACCAGCUACUCAAUCACUAGACAACUCAAUUGAACAGGAGGUCAAGAAAACACUCCCAACUCCGACCACAGAUAGACCACAACGUACGAAAAGAAUGAGUUUCAAAUUAAUGGAGUCUUCGGAAACCCUUUCUUUGGCUUUGAAGUCACAAAAACAUUCUGUUGACCAAGAAACUAAAGACAAAUUAGACAAAACAGAAUCACCGCGGUCGACUAAGAAUGAGAUGAAAGAAGCUGUAAAUGAUCCAAUUGCUCAAUUAGUUGCGUUUCACGAAACUGUUGAAAAAUUCGAAUUGGCAUGUGGUUCGUUGAAAUCAAAACGAAUUCAAGAUAUAGCAAUAAAUGCAGAGGGAGAAGGAAAUUCAUUAUCAGAGUAUCCUUUUCACGAUGCAAUUUGUAAAAGUUCAGAAUCAACAAUAUCGGCCACUACUGAUGAUACAACUGUUGAUUCAGUUCAAACUAAUCAAACAAUUCAGGAAGAGAAAAAUGUGGAACAAAUACCAACCAAAAUUCUUAGAAAACGAAAAGAUUCUUUAAAAUCUAGAAACAUUGCCAGCGAUCAUAUUUCUAUAGUUUCUAGUGAUUCAGAAGAUACACCAAUUUGCAAACUCAAGAAAACGAGUCCAAUAAUUAAACAAUCUGAAAUUAAAGAAGCUUCAGAAACAGAUUCGAAGCCAACAGAAAAUGAAAAGGAAUCUAAAAAAGUGCUCAACGAUUCUUCAUUUCUGCAGAAUCCAAAUGUAACAACAGAAUCGGUCGACACUCCAACUAUUGUUAAGAAAAGAAGAGGUAGACCUCCUAAAGUCAAAAAAGAAUUUCCAAAAGCAGAAGUUGUAGAAAAUGCUGUCGAACCAGAACCCCAACCAACAGCAACUAUAACAAGAGCAAAUUCACAUCUUAGAGGAUCAUGGGAAACACUUACUUCUACCGAUGAGCCAGAUGUGAAGGUUCUUGAUAAACCUGUUUCUAAAAGAGGUAGGAAAAAAGGAUGGAAUUCCAAGUUAAACACUUCGAAAAAUAAAGACCUUGACGAGACCUUAAAUAAUAAAGAUAUUGUAGAAGUUCCUGAUAAAAGCAUUUCCCUAGUACUAAAUACAUCUUGUGGAAAAGCACUACCUUCUACCGAUGAACAAGAUGUAACAAUCAUUGAUAAACCUGUUUCUAAAAGAGGCAGGAAAAAAAGAGUAAACUCUAUGUUAAACACUUCGAUAAAAAAAGACCUAGACGAGACCUUGGAUAAUAAGGAUAUUGUGGAAGUUCUUGAUCGAAAUAUUUCUUUAGAUUUAAACACAUCUCAUGCAGAAGAAAAAGAUGAACAAACUUCAACGCCAAUAGUUCCCAGAAAACGAGGUCGUCCACCAAAAGUUCGUAAAAUAGUUCCGGAGGAACAACCAUCAACAAGUAAAACAAAGAACAUUAUUGAAAAAGUAGCUUCUAAAAAAGAAGAAUCAGAUAAGGCAGUGGAAGCAGAAGUUGCCAAAGAGGAUCAUGUGGCUUCUAAAGAUCCGACGACUGAAGAACCAUCUAACUCCCCUGAUCCUACUGCGCCGAACAUAAUUCAAACCACUUCCAACAAAAAACAAGACGUUCAAAAGGAUGGAUCUGUGCAAUUGUCAAUAGGUGUCGAAAUAUCGGAAUCUGGUUCCAGUGAGCUUGGAACUGCUGAAAGUGCAAUCAAUGAAACACAAAAAAUACCUGAAACUAGUUUGGUAGUUGAAAUUGAAUACCACAAAUCACCAGUAAAAUCAGUUAAAGUAAACGAUCAGGAAGUUAUUUCUCAGAAAGUCGAACAAAAGGGAUUGACUUCUAUUGAAUCCAAUAAGAAUUCAGAACCUACUGGUUCAGAUAUUAGUUCAGUCGAUUCAAUUGAACCUUGUCAGGUUGAAAAUCAAAUUGCAGGACAAGAAUUAAUGCCUAAAGUAGACCAUUCGAAUUUAGCAGAAAUAUCAGAAUCAAAUAUAUCAGAGCAGGAAUGUAGCAAAAGUGUAUCAACGGCUGAUGAGAAUUUAUUUGAUAAUCUUAAAUCCUCAGAAACUUUGAAAGCAGCUUCUUCAAAACUUCGUUCAGACGAAUCUGAUUUAAACAAGAAUAAUGAUGAUUCAUUAUCAAAUGUAAAUGAACCGAUUAAAACUAUUCCUCACUUUGAAGAUGUAACAUUUGACUUAGAUAAUAUUGAAAGCCCAUCAUUUUCACCAAUUUGUGAAAGAUCAAGAAUAUCAGAAGAUGAUUCCGAUGGAUUCGAAGAUAUCGAUGAAAAUUUCACAUCGGCAAUAAUUGACACUGUUGCAGAAGCUGAAAAAUCUGUAGACGUUUCGAAGAUGUCUAAGGAAGGACUUGACAAUCUAAAGCAAAGUUCUUCUUUUAAUUCUGAAUCAUCUCCUACAAAAAAAUUAAAAACUUCUGAAUCCCUUAAAGAAGAUUCAAAAUAUAGUAGUGAUAAAGAAAGUUCUUUGGUUUCUGAAAAGAAGUCUGCUGAGAGUUCUAAACAUAUCGAUGAACCAACAAGUAACGAUGUUAAAGAGACAUCUUUGGUUAUUGUCGAAGAGGAUCCAAAACAUGUAAAUGAUGAAAGUCCAUCAUUGUCUUCAUCGAUUACCACUAAAACUGCGGAUAGUAUGAAACAGUUGGCAUGUGAGAAAAGUGGAGAAAGUUGUAAAACAAAUGCUUUAGUGCUCGUUGAUAAAUCUUCGGAUAGUCUAUCAUUAAUUAGUUCUGGCACUACAAGUACUCCCGAAAAGGUCAAACCUAUUGAGGAAGAGCCAACUUCUGAUAAAAAGAAACAGUCUUCUGCUUUAUAUUCAGCAGUUGUUAAUAAAUCAGAAGAAAAAACAAAGAUAACUAAAGCGAAGAAUCCUUUCAAAAAACAAUCACUCAAAGAAAAAGAUAAAGAUACAGAUACCAAGUCUCCAGUAGAUUUUCUAGGCUUUGAUGCAGAAGAGAUCGAAGAAGGUCAACAGUCAACAUCUUUAAGACUUUCUCAAUCGGAGGAUGCCGAGACUCUUAGUAUUAUUGAAUCACCAUCAAUAGUAAACAUCAAACCAAAACAAAAAAUUAGAAAAGAAUCUCAAGAUAAUAGUGGGACAAAGGUUAAAAAAGAGAAACAAAAAUGGGAAAAGAAAUCAGCAAAUACUUUGAUCAAUUGGCUGUCGAAUCCUGCAAAAGGUGGUGCUGCUGCAACAAGUGACGAUGUCUGUGAUACAAAGGAGGAUGCAAAUGAACAAAGUUCAUCAGUUCCUCCUAAAAAACGUCGCACCAAAGUUCAAAACUUAGAUGAAUCGAUCACUCUGACAAAGCAUGUUGAGCAUCAUAACAACGAAGCGAUUAGCCAUGAAGUUGAUUUGGUACUAAAAAAAGAAAAAGGUAAAAAAGGAAGAACGCCAAAACUGAAAAAGCAUACCAAACUUGAAGAAAGUUUGUGUGAAACUAUAACAAGUCCCAAACUUGAAGAAAGCUUCUGCCAAAAUAUAACAAGUACCAGCAAAGAUCUGAAUUUAUCUACAAAGCCUUUUUCAACUAAAAGUAUGAAAGUGGCCGAGGAGACAACUUCAAAAGACGAGACACCUAAACGAGGAAAGAAAAAAGCUGGACAACCAAAUAUCGUCCCUGAUGAAUUUGUAAAUGUUGUUUUAAAAACCACAUCAGUAAGAACGCCCAAGGGAAGAAGUAGAAAAAGAAAACGAUCUGAAUCAGAAGAAUGCACAACUGAACCACCAACUAAACUACCCCAUCUGGGUGCAGACUUACUUUUAACUGAUUUAUACUCGUGUCAACCCAAACGAAAAGCGGGUCGCCCAGCCAAACGAACAAGCUGCGACUCUACACAAAUUUCCAUAGAUACUGCUUCUCCUUUUACCGAUCCUCCACUACCAAAAAGAAAAUUCAAGACUGACUGUGAAUUCAAUCCUAGACUCCUUCUCAUACGAAAAAGAGAAGAACUCAAUAGCGAUGAACCCAUUGUCGAUCCUAAUUUACAAACUGAACGAAAAAGUCCUGACGAUGUGCAAUGUGCUCUUUGCAUGGGCUACACACCAAAAAAGAAAUGGAUUCAACACGUUAGCAAUCAUUAUGGCAUUGGUUGGAUUGUAGGACAACCACCUCCUUUGAAUGUAAAAUCACGCGCUUCGGUUCUUAGCUUUUUGAUUGAAUUCUUUAAAGUUUCGAAAAUCAAAGGUUUGAAUUGUCGUCUGUGUAAUACACUUCGACGAUCUGGUCUUGGACUUCUUAUGCAUUUAGAGCAGUGCUGUCUUACCAAAGAAGAAUUGGACAAGAAUCGCAUUGUUUGUGAAUAUUGCAAGAAAAAUUAUUCCAAAGCUUCAUUUUUAGGACAUCAAAGAACAUGUUCAGAAUACUUAAAAUAUGUUUUAGCACAGUCAUCACUUGAAAAUACUGAAAAGUCAGAAGAUGUACCCAAUAUUGAUGUACUUUCAAAUACAGGAAGGUUGAAGAGGAAGUCUGUAAUCAAAGCUGAAACAAAACUGAAAAGCUUAACAGAACCCCCAGAAUUUGUUCCCGACGAUUUUAUCGAAUACAUUCCUAAAGAAAUUACACCAGAUAUUGAAAUAAUAAAAGAAAAUUGGCGUUUGGAAAUAAAUUCCUUGGGAAAAGGGUUUUGUGCAAAUAAAAAAUGUCAUUUUACUGCGACAUCUGUAGAAGAACUUGUUGCCCAUUAUGAUGUGAAUAUUUGUAAACAGUUUACGAAAACUGGUUAUGUUUGUUUAAAGUGCAAAUUUAAGUAUGACUUUCAUCAUGAUGACAUCGAAGUAGUUCGACGUCAUGUCGUAGCAAGUCAUUCGCCGAAAGUGCCUAAAGCUAAAGAUGAUAUUGAAGCGGAAAUUAAUUCAUCAGAAUCAUCAGAUUCAAUAUCAUCGGGUGAAGAAGAAGUCGAUAGUGAUGAAGGAGCAGAUAGUGAUGCCGAGAAAGGUGGGGAGGAUGGAGAAAAAAAAUCAAAACCCAAAAAGAAGUCAAAAAAGAAAAAAUUAAAGAGAUUCUCGCUCAAGAAUCCACCGACUAAAGAGUACAGAAAACUUCUUCCUGAAAGAAAUUCAAAAAUUAAAAAUGUUGUAAUCGAUCAUUAUGAUAAAUUCAUUAAGAGUAAUUAUUCUCUUGAUCCUCUUUUUACCUUCGCCACAACAAAUGUAACUUAUACAGAAGCAUCUGACUCGUAUUUUGCCAAAUCUACGGAAUCAAUUAAAUUCAUUCAUGAUGGCUUUAAUGGAUUUGUCAAGACAUUUGGUGAAAUAAAAAUUGAAAAAGAUCAAUGGAAACAAUUAGAAAGGCUUCAUGGGCUGACACAUAAAUCUGAAUACACUAUUUAUAUGGGUGGACCUGUGACAAGCUUAGCUUGGGUUCCUCUUGAUCCUCACCCGCCAUCUAAUACACAGUACCUAGCAGUAACUAUUCGAAAGGGAUUGGAUAAAUUUGCACGUUUUAAAAAUCAAAAACGUAGUCGAACACUUAUUUAUAUUCUCAAAUUUGAUUUAAUUGAGUCGUCAGAAGUUAAAGGGGCAAUUAGCUAUGCUGUAGCUAUUGAUGAUGGUCCAAUACAUGCUAUUGAAUUUUUACCAAGUGGUGGCUAUUCACCAGAAAUGAAUAGACUUGGAAUGAUAGCUGUAGGUACGGCAGAGACUGAAAUAAAAAUUUAUUCUCUGCCUCUCUAUGUAGAGAAAAAUGACUGUGAUUUGUUUCCAAUUGUUCGAUUGGAAGCUGCGAUGGAAUUGCAUUUGGAUGUGUCGGCAAAUCCAAGUGAUGACAUGGAUAAUUAUAUGACUCAAUGUACAUGCUUGGUAUGGUCAAAGUUUGCUGGCCAUAAUUUUAUAGUUGGAGGUUUUGUGAACGGUUUCAUCGGCAUUUGGGACAUCAGUGAUGAUGUUGACAAUCUAAAUCGAUUCAAUCGAAACGGAACAAGGAUUUUCUGUCCGGUUUCUUUCUUUUGGACAUCGGAAGAUCGUUUAAUGAGUUUGGUUAUGCAUUAUGACGUGAACGGUCCUCGAUGGCUGGCAGCUUGUAACUCAACGAGAAAAAUAAUGCUGUACGAUUUGCGAGACAUUACUGAGCCAGUAUUAUUUCGCAUAGAAGUGACAAUAAAUGUAAUCACUUGCUUAGAAUGGCCAGUUAUUUGGGAGAAUUUUUUUUAUGGUCUUGGUGAUAUGAUGCCUUCAAAUGGUUGUAUAAUUAGUGCGUUCAGUCCGAUGACAAUUUUGUAUAACAAUCGUAGAUUUGAAAAAUUCUGCACUGGAGUGACGGACAUACAUUAUAACAUUUGGAAAAAUUCCUUUGUCGGUGGGGCAGAUAACGGCGAUAUUCAAGUGGCACCGUUGAGAGAAGGUGUUUUAGAUGUUGCACAGAGAUUGAAAAUUGAUGUGAAAACUAUAUCCACAUUGGAUAUAGUUUCAUUAACUGACGAUAAGGAAAUCAAUGCGCUUCCUGAAGAGGGACAGCGGGUAUUUGACAAUGAAGCUAUGGGCCAAUAUGGAAUAGUGUUUGGUUCUAUAAGAAAAUUACCUGGACGUAAAAAACCAGAAUAUUAUGAACCCAAACGGAUACCUCCGGUAAAUUUACAACGAUUAGUGCGGAUAAAUAAAAUAAGAUACAAUCAUAAUAAAAAUGCAUGUGAUGUGUUAGCGAUGGGCUAUAAUAAUGGGCUUUUAAGGGUCGAUAUUAGAGAUUGGCUUAUGGAAGGACAAAAUUGA
Messenger RNA from Episyrphus balteatus (marmalade hoverfly), 9938 nucleotides. Its product is annotated as titin. The coding region runs from base 246 to 9938 and encodes 3230 amino acids. Lineage: Eukaryota; Metazoa; Arthropoda; Insecta; Diptera; Syrphidae. The transcript has 14 exons. Gene Ontology annotation, cellular component: transcription factor TFIIIC complex. The record is from RefSeq and is a predicted model, not a curated record. Gene Ontology annotation, molecular function: DNA binding; protein binding. Gene Ontology annotation, biological process: transcription by RNA polymerase III.